GUCAUGCAUUUCUAUCCUAAGGCCUCGACCAAAUGAGCGAGACUUCUUUGAUGCCGUAUAUCAGAGGACAGAGGGGGAUGCUCCUAGGUAUGCGAUGCUGCAGAAUAUGAUCCAGCCUGCACCAGAGGAUGGAAGACCUUACGAUCCUGAGGCAGAGGCUGUUGCGGUGGCUGAGAUAGCCGUUGAGGCUGGCAUAUUUGUGGAGGAUGCCCCGACAGAGUCUGCUCCAGAUACUAGUACAGAACCUACUUCUGCUCCUGCUCCUGCUCCUGGGGCUUAUGAGGAGGUGUUGGGUGAGAUAGCCAGACUAUCAGGUGCAGUGGACGAUGUUAAGGCCACUCUAGGUAUCGUCCUUAAAAAUCAAGAAGUCAUAUUAGAGAAGCUGGCAACACUAGGUAGUAUACCUACUCCUGCACCUACUCCUGCACAUACUCAUGCACCCACUCCAACAGAUGAUGUAGAGUACGACAUUCUCCCCUCAUGUUACGAGCCUUCUGUUGGAGAAGCCACACCUUCUCAGCCAGUGCAGACGGUCUUAGGUAAGCGUACUAGACAGAGACCAGUAAGGUACGAGGACUAUACUCCAGCAGCCAAGAAACCAAAGUUCAAGGACCCAGUUACGAUCCUUCCUUUAAAGGUGUUGGAUCAAGAUAUGUUGACAACUUUUAACCGAUGGGUACUCGGUGAGAUUGAUAACAGCAGACCGAGGAAGUUGGAAUGUUGUGAUGGGACCCCUGUUUGGUUCUUGAAGUUGAAGGUGGCAAAAGAAUGGUUGGCAGAAACUCAUCUCGACGCUGCGAAUUAUCUUAUACGGAGACGUCUUUUUGAGUUGCCGAAGACGUACCCUGUGAAAGCCACCGUACUUGAUUCAUCAUUUGCACAAUAUAUUCCUGCCAGAUACGAGGAAUUCAAGAAAAAUGGCAGGACUUACCAAUGGGACUCGGACAUUCUUGAUUUCCUGAAAGGAGAUGCCAAAAAGUACAAGAAGCCUUGGGGUGAUUGCAACGAGGUCUACUUCCACUGGUGCAUGGAAAAUCGGCACUGGGUCCUUUGCGAAAUAAAUUUCGCUGAUUGGAUGAUCACUGUAUUUGACUCAGAUCAUUCUAACUUUAGCCAUAAUAAGUUGUCUGAGUUGAUGGAGCCUUGGACUAGGAUGCUUCCAUCUUUACUCAACGCUUCUGGUAUGUUUAAAGGACACCCCAAGUUAAAAAUAGCUAGACCGAAGAUCACCGUUCCAAACUUUGAUUGGCGGCGCAUGUCCACUGAUAUUGUCCCACAGUCUAGAACCAGCGGAGAUUGCGGUGUAUUCGCCAUCAAACACUUGGAGUUCAUUCUUGGAGACAUUCCCUUAUCAUAUGCCAUCGGGGACAACAUUCAGUACUUCAGGGAUAAAUUAUGCAUCGACAUUUUUUAUGAGAAUGUGUACCCUUGA
This is a messenger RNA of Humulus lupulus (European hop), 1432 nucleotides long. RefSeq lists its product as uncharacterized. The transcript is spliced from 4 exons. The coding region runs from base 95 to 1432 and encodes 445 amino acids. Gene Ontology annotation, molecular function: cysteine-type peptidase activity. Gene Ontology annotation, biological process: proteolysis. Lineage: Eukaryota; Viridiplantae; Streptophyta; Magnoliopsida; Rosales; Cannabaceae. The record is from RefSeq and is a predicted model, not a curated record.